Ilex paraguariensis (yerba mate) is the source of this 171-nucleotide messenger RNA. NCBI's taxonomy places the organism in Eukaryota, Viridiplantae, Streptophyta, Magnoliopsida, Aquifoliales, Aquifoliaceae. The record is from the annotation of a GenBank genome assembly.
AUGUCUUACCGGAAAGAAGCUCGACUGAAAGCAGGUGCUAACUCGAUCCCGAUUCUCUUUCAAAGGAGGUGCCAUAUCCCGCGAAGGGUGAGAAAGACGUGGCUAACUCGACAGAGGAAGGAGCUAUCGGAAGGGAAGGAGAGCGAGGGCUCAGCCAAAGACAGAGGAUCU